Messenger RNA from Protobothrops mucrosquamatus (brown spotted pit viper), 3718 nucleotides. It is a transcript of the gene FAM120A, whose product is annotated as family with sequence similarity 120A. Lineage: Eukaryota; Metazoa; Chordata; Lepidosauria; Squamata; Viperidae. Gene Ontology annotation, cellular component: nucleus. The transcript has 11 exons. The record is from RefSeq and is a predicted model, not a curated record. The coding region runs from base 108 to 2129 and encodes 673 amino acids.
UUUUAGUUACCCGUAAUCGAGCCAUCAUAGUCCUUUCAAAGAGAAGAAGACAUUACUUUGACUUUAUCCUGAAAUAGAUUGGAGUCAGCACAACACAGAAGGAAUAUAUGUUUUGCCUGGAUACUUUUUAUAGAAUCUUGCAUUAUAAUCCUGACAAUCAAUAUUUUGUCUGUGUGGGCUUUUUUUCUCUCUUCAGUCAUGUUGGUGGAAACAAAUUGAACUGGGAAAAAAUAGGAACUCAGUCAGAAAAUCAAGUAUGUGGGGAUCCAGGAGACCAAACAAAGGUGGAAGGUUCCUCUACUGUUUCUUCAGGGAAUCAGGCAGCUGAAGUUAAAGGGAACCAAACCAGUAGUUCACAAAUCCCAUGUCUGUUGUCAAUGCCCACGAGGAACCAUAUGGAUAUUACCACUCCUCCAUUACCUCCUGUAGCACCCGAAGUAUUAAGAGUAGCAGAACACAGACACAAAAAAGGGUUAAUGUAUCCCUACAUAUUUCAUGUCCUAACCAAGGGUGAGAUUAAAAUUGCAGUUUCUAUUGAAGAUGAAGCAAACAAAGACCUCCCUCCUGCUGCUCUUCUUUAUAGGCCAGUUCGUCAGUAUGUUUAUGGAGUCCUGUUUAGUUUGGCAGAAAACAGAAAAAAGACAGAGAGGCUGGCUUUUAGAAAGAACAGAUUUCCUCCUGAAUUCUUACCGGUGAUAAUUAAGGAAUGGGCUGCUUACAAAGGAAAGUCUCCCCAGACUCCCGAGUUAGUAGAAGCUCUUGCAUUUAGGGAAUGGACUUGCCCCAAUUUGAAGAAGCUUUGGUUGGGGAAAGCAGUAGAGGACAAGAAUCGACGAAUGAGGGCAUUCCUGGCCUGUAUGAGGUCAGACACACCAGCAAUGCUAAAUCCAACUAAUGUGCCCACUCACCUAAUGGUGCUCUGUUGUGUAUUAAGAUAUAUGGUGCAGUGGCAUGGAGUUCGGAUACUUCGUCGCCAAGAACUUGAUGCCUUCUUGGCUCAAGCUUUAUCUCCAAAACUCUAUGAACCUGACCAACUGCAGGAACUAAAGAUUGAAAACCUAGAUCCUCGAGGAAUUCAGCUCUCAGCAUUGUUCAUGAGUGGUGUUGACAUGGCAUUGUUUGCCAAUGAUGCUUGUGGGCAGCCAAUUCCAUGGGAGCAUUGUUGUCCAUGGAUGUACUUUGAUGGGAAGUUGUUCCAGACCAAGCUCAUCAAAGCAAGCCGGGAGAAAGCUCCCCUCAUUGACCUCUGUGAUGGUCAGGCUGAACAAGCUGCCAAGGUAGAAAAGAUGCGCCAGAGCAUCCUUGAAGGUUUAAAUUUCUCCAGGCAAAACCACCCACUCCCUUUCCCACCACCACCUGCCAUGCCUUUCUAUCCAGCUUCUGUUUAUCCUCGGCACUUUGGGCCAAUUCCACCUCAGGGCAGAGGCCGAGGCUUCACUGGAUUCUAUGGCUUUGGGGGCCCUUAUGGGGAACCGGUUGCAGCAGGCGCAUAUCGGACCUUCCGAGUGACUGCCACAGGAGGACACUCCGGAGCUUUCUCUGGCAGCGAUGGCAACAGGACUAGCAAGUUUCAGGGCGGUGUCCAACCCAUUCCUUCUCAGGGAGGGAAACUUGAAAUAGCUGGCACUGUGGUGGGCCACUGGGCUGGAAGCAGGCGUGGUCGAGGAGGAAGCAGGGGGCCAUUUCCUCUGCAGGUGGUUUCUGUUGGAGGGCCAAGAGGACGUCCAAGAGGAAUUAUUUCCACACCAGUGAUAAGAACAUUUGGCCGAGGAGGAAGAUACUAUGGGAGAGCUUAUAAGAACCAGGGAACUAUUCAGGGCAAACCUCCUUAUGCUGCUUCAGCAGAGGAAGUGGCCAAAGAACUUAAAUCAAAAUCAGAGGAAAGCAAGUCCUCUAUUGUGUCUUCAGAAGGAUCCCUGGCUGAAAAUGGCAUAAUGAAUGAGGAGAAACCAGCUUCCCAUAUGAAUGGGAGUACAGCAGAUGUCAGGGCUUCCAACCAGUCUGAAAGUGCCUUGAGUAAUGACUCUAAAAUGUGCAAUACAAAUCCUCACUUAAAUGCACUAAAUGCAGACAGUGUUUGCCGUAAAGACGAUGCUCUUGAGGCUACUGUCUUAAAAAAAGAAGAGUAAACUUAUUUUUUAUAGAGGGUGAAGGAUGUUGGAAGGGUCAGGAUUAGGAAUAUCUGGAAAGAAAGAGAGCCUACAGUUACGUACAUUUUUUCCUUUCCGUAAGAGAAAAAUGAGGACUUGGAAAUUCGGAUCCCUCUUGGAUGUCAGAGAUUUAAAGAACACAUUUUUAGUUUUAACCAGUUGUAGUCAAAAUGCUACAAUACAAUAAAAAUGGAAGAGAAUGAAGAGCAUUUGACUCCCGCACUAAAAAUGAUAUAUACACAAAGUUUUAACUGGUUAUGACAAAAGCUUGUAGUUUUUGUUUCUUGAAAUAUAUUAAAAAGGAAAAGAAAAACAAAUUUUGGCAGUCUUUCAGUAUAUAUAGCUUAAAAUAUAAUUUUUAGUACUUGGCACCAUAUGUAUGCCAUUAUAUUUGAUUUUGCAUUACUGUGUCACAAAGCUUUCCUUAAGGCUUUGAUUUCAUGAUUAUGGGGGGGGAAAGGCACAACCACAGUUCUUUCUUUUCUUAAAUUUCAUCACCGUUGAUGUGGUUUCUUUUUAUGUUUAAAAUGUGCAAACUAUCAAAAUAAAAAAAAUUAUAGAGUAAUAUUGGAGUUCUGCUGAUUUUAAAUAUACAUCAUAAUACUUUGCAAGCAAGUUAAAAUGGAUUUAACUUGAAAAUCAUAGAAAAUGCAAAUGACCUUUUCAAAAGAAACACAAUGUGUUCUGAUACUUUUUGUGACUAAUACCAUGCAUCCGUGAUCAAUGAACUAUGUGGUUUUUGAAUCAGACGUAGACCAUUAGUACUACUAUUUGAGCUAAACUUCUGCAUGGUUCAUAAUUUUAAAGUGUGUAGUUAAUAUUAUGCAUGUUCUUGUCCUCUUUCUUCCAUUCUUACAAGUACUGUGCCCAUUUGCAAAACAAAAAAGCUAAUAAUCAGUAAUAGUCCUAUAAAAGAUGUUAACUAUGUUUAGUCAUUGACUGAUCUUGCUCUAACCUUAAAAUUUUGUGAUUAUUGACCUCUGUUGCAUUUAUUCUAAAACAAAAAAAAAUUAUCUAGCCGUUUUGAAUAUCAACGUUACCCUGGUGUACUCAUUGCUGUAUGCAUUAUUGUUCUCUGUUGCUGUUUUAUGCCUUCAUAUUAGCAAAUAUGAAAUUCUGUGGAAAAACACAAAAAAAGCUUUGAUCUUCAAGAAAUACCCCCCUUCUGUAGCAGGAAACAAAUGGCUUGUUCUUGAGAACUUUCCCAUCAAGAAUUUAGUAUAAGCAAAUAUACCUGUAUCAUUUUGAUGUUUUUGUUAGUGUUUCCAAACUUAAUGUACUUCAGAAUCAGAAUCAUUUCUUUAUAUUCGUUUUCAUAUAAUUCUCCUGAUGCUCUUCAUCACACAUUAGUGAUCAGAAAUGAGGUGUAAUUCCCCAUUCCCUGCCCGCAAGAGCUAAGUAGGUAUCUUAAUGUAAGUUGAAGGGAGUUCUGCCCCAACUCAUGGAUUGUGCAAGAAUGAACUACUGUUGGGUUUGAUUGGUUGUAGAUGGAUUGUGGUGUGGUGUAUUUGAAGGCUAUUGAAUGCAACUUACAAUGCUUAAUAAAAAUCUUUAUUCUUUUAGUAUAA